ACACACAUUAUCCAAAAACCAUGAGCUCCUUCACCAAUUCAACAUUUUCCAUCCAUGUCAACCACAACUUCCCCACACCUCAAAAUCACCAGUGCAGCAAGCUCUCCCUCCCCGUUAUCCCAGCAUCGAUUCAACCCCAACAAAACAAUAUGAUAACCCGCAACAGGAGAAAAAUCGUAACAACUUUUCUUGCUACUUCACUAGCAGCACUAGGACUGCAUGGCACGCCCGUAGCGGUGGCGGAGAAUUGGGGCACGCAUUCGUUUCUCAGGGAACGUUUUUUCGAGCCCAGUUUGUCACCAGAGGAUGCCGCCGCGAGAAUCAAACAAACUGCCGAGGGGUUGCAUAGCAUGCGAGACAUGUUGGACACCAUGUCGUGGAGGUAUGUCAUGUUUUAUAUUCGACUGAAGCAGGCUUAUCUUUCUCAGGAUUUGAAGAAUGCCAUGAACACAUUGCCCCAAGGUCGUAAAGAUGCGUAUGUGAAAACUGCAAAUGAAUUGGUGGAUAACAUGGCGGAGUUCGAUUAUUACAUCCGUACACCAAAAGUAUACGAAUCGUACUUGUAUUACGAGAAGACAUUGAAAUCCAUAGAUGAUCUAGUGGCAUUAUUGGGGUAGAACACCGGUGCCAGCAGCUGGUGAUAUACAUGAGCAAUAGGCAAUUUUUUCUUUCGCAGCUACUGUUCAUACAAUUAUAGUUCCGUUACAAAAGAAAACACUCAAACCAGCUUCCAGUAAGAUGUACUGCUGGGAAUAAGCUUUUGAGUUA
Messenger RNA from Hibiscus syriacus, 768 nucleotides. RefSeq names its product photosynthetic NDH subunit of lumenal location 2, chloroplastic-like. Gene Ontology annotation, biological process: photosynthesis; photosynthetic electron transport chain. Lineage: Eukaryota; Viridiplantae; Streptophyta; Magnoliopsida; Malvales; Malvaceae. Bases 21 to 617 code for a protein of 198 amino acids. The record is from RefSeq and is a predicted model, not a curated record. The transcript is spliced from 2 exons. Gene Ontology annotation, molecular function: calcium ion binding. Gene Ontology annotation, cellular component: extrinsic component of membrane; chloroplast; photosystem II.